ACCGAUCACAGUCUCAGCUACAAGCUUCUUCUGUUACCAAUAGCCACCGAAACUCCAGAGGCUGUAUUGAAUUUGAAAGAGAUCGCGACAGCGUCCCCAGAGCGAAUUUGUGGAAUCACUUGGGGUUGCGAGGAUCUAUCGGCCGUUUUAGGUUCGGCGGGUACUAGAGAUCCAGAAACAAAGGCUUACCUUCCAGUCUUUCAGCAGGCACGCGCGUUGACUCUUUUGGCAGCGAAAGCGGCAGGCGUACAGGCUAUAUGACACGAAAAAGUGUACUCAUACUCAAGAAAAGAGGCUUUUUCCUCCUUAGAAAGUGCCUACUUUCUUGAGGAUGAGUACACUUUUUCGCUUCAUAGGCUAUUGACGGCGUUUACACCGACAUCAGAGACGCAAAAGGCUUUGCAAAAGAAGCCACGGAAGCCGUUUACAUGGGAUUUGAUGGGAAGUUGAGCCUUCACCCGACACAAAUUGUGCAACUGGGCAAGCUCUUUUCCCCUACCCCUGAGCAAAUGCGUGAAGCAGCGAAUAUUGUGCGAAUAUUCGAUGAUCAGGAUAAUAAGGCUAAGGCACAGGCGUCGCUAUAUCCUCAUCAACGCAUGAUCUAGUUGUACCUGUAUUUGUGCGUCCGCCUCUAUCAUUUAUCUGAAUCUACCUUCUAAGAGCCCAGGAGCAGCAGUCUACAAAGGUCAGAUGAUCGAUUUGCCACAUUACACGAGGGCAAAAAAGAUUAUCGCAAGGGGAGAAGCAGCCGGAAUCGAAGCAGCAGCAGAUGAGAAGGUAGGCAAGGCGGAAGAAGGUACUGAAUUAUUAGAACCCACUACAAGUACAACUGAAUCAGCAUCAGCAACGUGUUGGAGGUACUGGUCAGUACUACAAUGCAAGUAAAACCCACCACCAUGGCCGCCUUAUAAUAUAGGCACGUACUCCUCAACCCUGAACCCAGUUUUUCCUCGCGUGCACCAUGGCAAGUAUCUGGAAGACUUGACACCUGGGCUACGAGUCCGCCAUGCACUGAUUAAGGCUGCUGUUUUUUCUCGUCUUCUUUGUCCACUUGAUGAAAAGCGGCAUGAGACGUCUCACGAUCUUGAUCAUGGAGAAACAACUUCAAGAAGCAAUCUUCAUCGUUCUCCUUAAGGAAGCCACUUAAAGGAAUCCCUUAAGGAUUUCGCAAACCAUCGCUAACCCUAUAAAUACUAAUAUUUUUUUAUAGGCACACAACAAGAACAGCUUCAUCUUCAACUGCUCACGUGUUUUACAUCAGAGGACCUCUCUUCUAACCCCUCCCGAACGGUAACCGAAGCUGACAACGUCCUUUUCACUUGCUUGUCCUUGAACCCAGCGCCCAUCCAUUUGGAUCACGAAUUAUGCAAGAAUACGGAGUUCGGCAAACCUCUGUUCAACAGUAUGUUUACAUUGGCGCUUCUAGUCGGAAUGUCCGUGCUCGAAACGACACAUGGGACAACGAUUGCGAUUAUGGCUUAUAGAGUGCAGAACUGUGGUUGCAACCAAUGGAAAACUCCCUUCUAUUUAACCGCGAAGGUCGCUCUCCUCUGGAGGUACUUCCAUACUGGAUGGCCUCACAAGUAGGCAUUAAUUGCUACAAAAGAAGCGCCAUGGAUUAUACAUAGAUGUUGCAAGUAAUCGUGUGUAGCACUAGCACCAGCAUCUGUCGUUUUCGCAACUUCAGUGCUUCUCAGGGAGGUGCAGUCCUCGCCCUCGUAUCUUCCACAUCCUCGCCACGACCCAUUGUUGGUAUAAUUGGUUGUUGUAGUUGUAUCUUGGAUGAUCUUAUAAAUAUGGGGUAAAUAAUUGGCUGAAAGGGUGGCGGCAUAUAGUCCUAACGCUAAUCGGAACCUCGGUUUUUCUGGAGUAAAGUUUCCCUAUCCAGUGUAUCCAGGAGACACCCUACGAGCGGAGACGCUAAUCGUGGACGCUAGGGAGUCAGCAUCACGACCGACACAGGGAAUCUUAAGGCUUCACGACUUAUAUAAUUCAUCGUUUAGCUCAACAUCUGUGGGCCCUGCUAGCUUUCAAGUAGAAGAAGAAGGGAUACCGAAUCCAUCUUUUAGCUCAUCUGUUCCCUGCUUUCAAGUAGAAGAAGGGAUACCUCCGAUGGGGGAAAGCAAGGACGUUGGAUUGUAGUGGGUUCUAAGAAUCGUUACCCUAGAACAUAGCAUGUUCAACCAAGAAGGAAAGCUAGUGUGCGUCUGCACGCGACAGGCGUUGAUGAAGAAAAAGCCUGUGGCGAAGAUGUGAAGAACGUCUAGCUCGCUGGUGGUGCUCGAGAGGGUAGGAAAAUGAAGGUCGAUUACGAUGAGACUCGAGAAGAAGAAGAAGUAUGACUAACGCCAACCACUCACCAACUAUUGUUUGGGUUCCAGGAGUUCUUACGACUUACGCUGACUGCUUGUGACACUGCCUUCAUGGACCCCCAGAACGGGCUGGGGUUUGCUACAUCACUACCAUCCGAAUUCACCCACCAUAGAAGAUCUCUCAGAGAAUAUCCCUCGUUUUUUAGGAAAACAAGCCAAAGUUGCUCAUCGUCCUUCUCCUUGUCCUCUUUGUAGUCGUCGUAAAAAUGAAGAUGAUUGACCACCAGAUACCUGUUGAUAACCAACACCUUUGCCUACUUGUUCGAGAACUAAUGCUUCUUCGUGGUUGCUAUGGUCUUCUGCUGGUUCAAACUUCUCCUCUGCAGCAUCUGGAAGAUCCAGCGCAGCUUCUGUAUUUUGAUUUUAUUCUUCUACCUUAUUUAGUUCUGCACUUACAUCAUCCUCAUCCACUGCAUCGUUGUGGGUGUUCGUACUAGAAGGAGGCUUUGUCGUAAAGAAAUCUAGGUACCUCCCGACAUGCGGUGCGUGCCUGACCUUUACUCCAAAGAAGAUUUCUCUUUCACCCGAGCGCCGAAUAUCAUCCGAGAGCAAGGAUUUUUCCGUGAGUAAACGCUUUAAAAAAAUCUCCUGGUACUCGCCUGUACCUGUAGUCCCGCUUUGCUCUAACGCACGCCAGACUUCUCCAAAAUGUCCACGCCCGAUCCGCGUUCUUGAAUGUUUCCAGUCAUUGAGAAUGGCACCAUUUAUGGAUACUUGCUUCUAGAAGCACCAGUUGAUGAAGACUAUG
Amoebophrya sp. A25 is the source of this 3120-nucleotide messenger RNA. NCBI's taxonomy places the organism in Eukaryota, Dinophyceae, Syndiniales, Amoebophryaceae. The record is from the annotation of a GenBank genome assembly.